Molecule: messenger RNA, 12387 nt
Organism: Ostrea edulis (European flat oyster)
Lineage: Eukaryota; Metazoa; Mollusca; Bivalvia; Ostreida; Ostreidae
Exons: 38
Coding region: 245-11911 (3888 amino acids)
Molecular function (GO): protein binding
Source: RefSeq, a predicted model, not a curated record
GAUCGACACUGGGCAGACGACAAAAGCCGGCGUUUGUGUAUAGUACCGAAAACUACAGAUCGGAUCAACAUAUUUACCUGUUGGCGCACACAUGCAGGAUUAAUCGCCCACCAAAAUGUGGGGAAAGUGUUGCAUAUAAUGCAGCUGAGUGCAUAUAGACGUCAAGGAAAAUAGUAAUGAAUUCUCAGGCGUAAGGUUACGGGGGAUCAGAGUCAUUCAGAAAGCUGUACCAUUAUUGGGAGUCAUGUCGGGCUCUUCGCUAGGCACACUAUGUGUGCUGUGGAUUUUUGUGACUUGUGUGAGGGGGAUUUACAUCCGUGCCCCGAAGGGAAAGGAAUCCUUUGCCCAAUAUCCUAAAUGGAACGCGUGUAUCAAUGCCUCUUUGAGUUUUGAGUUCAAGACCAAACAGGGUACGGGUAUUUUAAUGUACACUGACGAUGGGGGAUCAUACGACUUUUUUGAACUCUCACUUGAGAAAGGGGUCGCUCGAUUGAGGAUAAACAUUGUGAAUGGUCAUGAUGGAAGUGUUGAGUUUCAGGCUGGACAAAGCCUUAAUGAUAGCAAGUGGCAUCGGGUGACAAUUCUAAGAAACAGGAUGGAAACCACUUUUUCUGUGGACCAAGAAUCUUCCAAAAAUCUCUCGUAUGGGUCAGAUUUUUACUUUGGAAAUUUGGGGAAUAACAGUGAUGUAUACUUUGGGGGGUUACCAGAGGCUUAUAUGAAGAGUCUGGAAGAUCUUGCUUUACCGUCAGUAAUGUUCUCCAAACGAUUGGCUGUGGAGAUACGAAAUGUCAUAUAUGGAAAUUGUUCAUGUGAGCCCGUCCGUGGAAGCUUAAUCCGUGGUGUAUCCUUAGAUGGGAGAUUUACCGAGGCAUGUGACCAAAGGAAUCCGUGUGGAGACUGUCUGUGCAUCAGUGUGGAUGCUGGACCAAAAUGUCAGUGCGACGAAACCGACAAAUGCGGGAAAGAUACGUCCAGUGUGUUCUACCAUCUUCCAAUGAAUACCUUAAUUGGAAGGACAUCAGUGAACCCAUCGGGACUUGACGCCAACAUUGAUGGGUCUAUUGGACUUCCGAAGAGCACUAGGGGGGUCAUGGGUAAUGCGAUUCGGAUCAGGGGAAGACGAGAGUGGCUCCAGGUCACCGGUCCCGGACACAGAUACGAAUGUUUUGGAGACCUGGAAAAAUGUAACAAAGGAUACACGCUUGGAUUAUGGGUAAAGUUCAAUGAUGUUGGGGACACUGAGGGCAUAUACCUGUCUAACGGAGGACAUAGCUCCAACUCUCACGGUAUUGCAAUGACGUAUAAACUCGGAGAGUUGGAAUUUGUGUUCCGUACCAAAUCUGGUCUGUACUGGAACGUCAAGUACGACAACGUGUUAGAAGACAAGUGGUACCACGUGCUCGUCACAUGGACAAAAGCAAACGGAGUGAAGUUGUACAUUAAUGGAGAUCUUGUCAGCAAGUCCAAAACGCCAGAACAGAGGUUGGCGAUGACCAGAAAACCUCGUUUUAACGAAUUUCUGAUCGGCCGCAGUAAUGACAGGACUGGUCUCGAUACUCUGGGAACAAUAACAGUGGAUGAGCUGAAGUUCUGGUCCGAAUACAAGGACGAAUUUCAGGUCCGCGAACUCGGUCCCAUGUACAGAUAUUAUUUAGCCAUGGAAGAAAUUACUGGAAGAGAACUGGUUGUCGAAAAUAUGGCUAUUGAAGUUUUGGGCAAUGUUCAAACGAUGAAAGGCAAAAUUGGAAAUGCCUUGAAAUUUAACAAGGACGGGGGCAAUGUGGACAUGGGGGACUUCAGCACCUCCUGUCUAGGUAAUCCAGACCUGUGUCUGCAUGGAUUCAUCAUCUCCUUUUGGAUGAAGCUGGAUGAAUUGCGUAACCAUUCCUAUUAUUUCUCCAGUCCUGGAAUUGAUAUUUACUCAGUGGGAAAAAACUUGUAUGCUGUUGUACAAGCCGGAAACAGAAAAUGGGAGGCCCGAACGUAUGGCCUAGAAAAGGGUAUCUGGCAGUAUUUAGAAGUGACAUGGAGCGAGUCUAAGGGACUGUCUAUCUACAUAGACCUGCGUCUCGCUGUCAAACAAGUAGGACACUCUAUUGAAUCCCCUCGUAAAAGCACCCGAUCUACAUUUUAUAUUGGCCGUGCUAAUUAUGCUAACCUUCAAGAAUACCCCUAUGUUCUUAUCGAUGAUGUGGAAAUGCUGUAUGGUGAGAGGGAAACUCUGUUAUUCUUGGAUCUGAUACAGAGAGGAAAACCAACGAAAAAUUACUUCAGCUUCGACAGGAUGAUAGGGGAUCGACUAUAUCACCCAUCAAUGGUUAUCGAAACGUAUGGAUCACCGAAACUUGUGACAGGUAAAAUUGGACAAGGAAUCAAACUCAACGGAAAUAGCCAGGUCGUGGACUUCGGGGAACACCAGGCAAACUGCUUGGGUAAUCUAGACAACUGUCACCAUGGAGUUCUUUUGGCAAUGUGGUUUAAUCCCACAACCUUCAGAGACAACAUGUACUUUGCAUCAACAGGAAAUAACGGUAUUACGAUUAAAAACACUGGAAGUCGUUUGGAGGUAUCGGCAACGACCUCUACUCGUGAAUGGAAUAUAUCCACCGAAGUUUUGUCUUAUAACAACUGGUAUUUCAUGGAAAUAUCCUGGGAUCCGGAGAAAGGUCUGGAACUGUAUAUUAACGACAAUCUAGUGUCCAGCACUAACACUGCAAAUAAAAAAGCAGUAACGCUGGCAACGGGAAUUUACACCAGCUCACAGGAAAACAAGUUCUAUCUUGGACGAGGAAAUACAAGGAUGACAUCGAACAGGUUCGGCAACGCCAUGUAUGAUGAACUUGAAUAUUGGUAUGGUCCAAGGGAAUAUCUGAUAGCCUUUGGUUACAUACAAAGAGGCAAACCAAAGGGAUACUUAAUAGACAUGGAGGCUAGGAGGGGAAAUGACCUUGUACAUCAAGAUCUUCCGCUCCGGUUGCAUGGUGGUCCCCAGCUUGUGCAAGGUGUGAUAGGAUACGCGCUGCAUCUCGACGGCAAUAACCAGUACCUAGACGUAGGCAUCCACGACAACGAGUGUCUCGGGAACCUUCAAAAAUGUUCCAAUGGAAUCACUGUAUCUUCAUGGCUAAACUUUAAAGAUUACACCAAAAACAUGUACAUUUUGUCGACUGGUAAUAAUGGCAUCCGCAUGUACCAGAAGGCAGGAGAGACUAUUGCAGUGGUUCAUCAAAACGGUAAAGAGUGGGAGGUGGCGAUUCCCAAUCUGGAAAAACAAGUCUGGCACUUCGUUGAACUGUCCUGGCAUCCGGACUUCGGACUUAACAUGUACGUGAAUAAUACCUUAGUAUCUCAUUCGUCCUACACUAACGUCGUACCCAAUGUCAGGAGAUCAGGAACACGUGUGUAUGUUGGUCGUGCUAAUAACGGUGACACGGGGGAGACCACUACGACCGCCAUGAUGACGGCGGAUGAGAUGGAGGUGUGGUACGGACGGAGGGAGGGGCUGGUGGCCUUUGAUUACAUACUCAGGGACAACAUUCAACACGAGACUAUCUCCUUGGAAACGGCGUCUGGGGGUGUGGUUCUACAUCCACGCCUUACUAUCACUUUAGCCAAUGGUGCCCGGCUGACAAAUGGGAGGAUAGGACGAGGAGUUUCUCUAGAGGGCUUUGGUCAAUAUCUGGAUCUUGGUAACAAUGGCGACAAGUGUAUGGGAAAUCUGAGGAAAUGCAAAAAUGGACUGACCGUCUCACUUUGGAUUAAGGCCCGUAAGUUGGAAGAUGGCACAUACUUCCUAUCAAGUCCUUCUAAUACGCUCUCCUAUAAUGAUGGACAGCUGAUUUCCAGGUUCUUUAUGAACGGCAAGAUGUGGGAGGUGUCGACUCCAAACAUCAAGGCUGACCGUUGGCAGCAGGUGGUGAUGUCAUGGUCGCCAACUGAUGGUGUGGAGCUGUACCUAGAUGGCAAAAAGCAGAGCUCGACGUCCACAUGGAGUUCUUUUCAAGGAGAUGAUCCAAAUGUCGCAAAGACGUACGUGGGUCGUUCUACAGAUAACAGCAGGAAGACUGUCAAUGCUUUGGUAGAUGAAAUACAGUACAUCUAUGCACAACGUGAUCAAGCUAUAGCUUCCGGGCAAUUGCAAGGAUAUGUAAAUCAUCAGGCUUUACCACUAGACCGAGUUCCGCGGAUUGAAAAUGGGAAAUUCUUCAUCAAAUUACCCAUCAGAACAAUCUAUCUCCAUGGUAACCCCUCUCAAGUCCAAGGCCAACAUGGUCGAGCAAUCAGAAUAAACGGGAAAAGUCAGUAUUUGGAUUUUGGAGAUGACUUGAUUUGCAAGGGUAAUUUAGCUAACUGCGAGUCUCGAGGUUUCACUGUGCAGUUCACGGUGAAGCCAGAACGUCUGAUAGAGAACAUGUAUCUGGUGGACAGUUUCCCUCUGUCGGUGUACUAUCGGGACGGCAAACUAUGGGCCACUGCUAGAACUCCAACCAUGUCUUGGACCACCUCCACUCCAGACUUUAUCGCAGGAGAAUGGCAGUUAGUGGAAAUCACUUGGCAACCUCAAAGAGGAUUAACUUUGUUAGUUGACGGAAAGGAAGAGUCCCAUCAGACGUUCGGAACACCUCAACAAGAAAUUCGCGAAUGGGAUCGGAAGACAUACUUCGGUCGUUCUCUCUCCGAUAUGAUUCGUGAAAGGUAUGCCGACGCCACCCUGGAACGGCUAGACGUAUGGAAUGUCCAGAAAGAAUAUUUACAAGUACAUGGACUGAUAGGUUCUAACAACACCGUAUCAGGUGGUUACACCGUGUCAGGAACUCACAAUGUAACCACCGGCGGUUCGGGACACAGUAUAAAUAUACACAGGGUCAACAUUACAACCUCCAAUGAAGAGGUGACUAUAAAACCAGGAGUGGAGGUGGUUCCUGAUGUUUUUACGAGAGUCAUUAACGACGACCGUAGGAUAAAGGAUAUUCCAGGAGCCCGGACCACCUUUAUACGGCCAGAGGGGGAUACUCACCUCAUUAAACCACCGGUUAUUGACAGUGGAGUAGAUAUCAUCGUACUGAAUGGAACGAUAUUGAGAGAAACUAAAAGAAGAACUACCCCAGCUCCCGUGGUGACCACCCAGGCCCAGAGUGAUCUGUAUGAAGAUGUGGAACGGCAAGUUUUCCGCCACACCAGGCGCUACUCCACACACACCAUCCGUUUUCUCGGCAGUGCCUACAUCCACUACGAUUUCGGUGCCUUUGGAAUCAAUGCACCAAAGAUGAUGGAGGUGGUGACCAAUGAGACCUUCCAUUUUCAGUUUAUUACCAAGAAAGCUAACGGGCUCCUGUGGCUGGACAACCGACCAAACCAACUCAUGUACCUUGCUAUGAAGAACAUUGAGAACGGCAAGCAGUGUGAUGGUUACUUGACCUUUUACCUAGAUGACGGGACAGGGCAGCCCCAGCAGGUCCAACUUCGCCCUGAGGACUACCGAGACCUCAAUGACUGGAGAUGGCACAAAAUCUCCGUAGAAAGAAUGGGCCGCCAUAUGAGAUUCUUCAUCGACGAGAAGUACGCAGGCGAACUCUUCACUAGAAGCGCAAUUCAGAUGGUUGCCCCUGGUGACGUGUAUUUAGGAGGAAGCCCUGAUACAAUUCGUCUAACAGACAGACACGUUCAGGAAGGGUUUGAUGGAGCGCUUACUGAGGUUAUCUACACCAAAUAUGCCAGAAACAACCAUGUGACAAUAAUAAGCCUUCUUGCUCACAUUGAGACCCACGCGUCCACACAUGGUCGGGUAAUAAUCUACAAACCAAACGAAUUUGGCACCCGACCACCACAGCCAGUUACAACUCCUACUCCAAGACCAAAGGAGAUUGUUCUCUUCCGCACUAUUUCCAUCCUGCAGUUUAACUUCCACAUUCGCGCCACUGGUUAUAUUGACAUGAGAAAUGGGGGUGAACUCUCCUUCCGGUUUAGAACCCAUCAAAUGCAUGGUUUGCUUUUUGUUGCCGGAACUUCCGGUUCAUUUUUCAGCUGUGAGAUAGUCGAUGGGUACCUCUACUUCGUAUAUGAUUUUGGUGCUGGUGCCAAGCGUGUUCGGAUUUCUUCAAGAUCUGUUACCGAUGGACAGCCCCAUUCUGUAAGAAUAUCCUUCACCUAUGGCCGCCGCGUCACUGUGUACUAUGACAAUACUCCGACUACGAUCACUUUGUCUGGUUCAGAGACGUCAUUAUACUUCAGAGGUGGAAUUUGGUUUGGUGGCCCCAGAGAGGACAGCGAAUUGUCCUGGUAUAUGAUAUCAAGGAACGGAUUUGUUGGUUGUUUGCUAGAUUUCAUCCUGAGAGACACAACAACAGACUUCACCACUAUGAUCGUCCAGAAUGUUCCUGAACUCUCCCAGUCCUGUGUAGUGGGGGCAGACGAGUGCGCAGUGCCCUCUAUUUGUGGAACCGGAAAAUGUUCAUAUCAUAAUGACCUCUCCUACCACUGUUACUGCGCAGGAACAGGAAUGGCGGGUGAUCGAUGCGAUAUAUGGCCAGUCACUGCCGCUUUUGAGGCACGGGAGUAUGUGUUAUAUCAUUACAGCAGGUACUUAGAAACGCACCUGAACGACUUCUCUCUAAGAUUUAGGACAAAGCAAAACAAUGCCCUUUUGUUCCAAACCUACUCUUCACAAGGUCACAAUGAUUUUAUUCGAGGAGAGAUUGAGAACGGACGAAUCAAGAUCACCAUCCGAAUCAAUGGGAAAGAUCAGGUUUUCUAUACUGGGUUCUACCUGAACGAUGACAAGUGGCACACUUUUAACCUUCGUCGCCGUGCAAACGACUUGGAAUUGUGGGUCGACAAUUCUCAACAGCAUCAGACAGAGACGAUAUCAGGUCAGGAUUUCUAUAUCCAUUAUGAUAAGAUCUACUUCGGCUCCGUCCGCGAUGUGUAUCCGCGACUGAGAAUACCCGACUUCCAUGGCUACAUGCACAAUGUCUACGUCGAUAGAGUAGACAUCUUUGAGAAACUAAAGCAACACAGCGGUGGCCACUGGCCUAGUUUGAUCUUCACUCGUUCUGAAUGGGAGCGACAUGUUCAUGGCCACGUUGAUAUGCAUACCGCCAGACCCCAAACGCCAAAACCCACUCCAAAACCAACGACAUCUGUACCUCUGCCCACCAAAAUCAAGCUUUUCAGCACCAUGUCUAUUCUGGUUCAUGACAAACACUAUCACAUUCCUGGUUAUAUUGACCUACGACAGGGAGGCGAAAUCAACUUCCGGUUCCGCUCGCUGCUAGAGACUGGACUCCUAUUGACUAUACCCAGAUCCACGUCACUUUCGCAUUUUAUGAGCUUCGAGGUCUUUGAAGGAAAAUUAUACUUCGUAUAUGAUUUUGGUGUCUUGACCAGAAGAGUGCUUGUAUCAAAUGAUUUUGUCAGCUCGGGUCAAUGGCAAAAUGUUCGACUAUCUUUGACCGGUAGUUAUCUUCUCGUUUACCUGAACAACAAGCCAACACGAAUCGAACUGUCCUCUACUGAGAGCAAUUCUUUAUACUUUGGUGGUGGAAUUUGGAUUGGCGCACAGCCCAAAGAAAAUUUGUCAUGGUAUUCGUAUGCAAGACAUGGCUACGUGGGGUGUAUUGGAGAUCUCACUCUGCACAGACUGAAUUCAAACAUGCGGCUGGAGUCGUUCAUCACAGGAAAUGGUAUAUCUAACCAGUGUACUGUGGUAACUCGUCACUGUGACACUGCCAAUAUAUGUGGUACCGGAACCUGUCGAUACUCAGGAAAUGGUGGAUAUGAAUGUCACUGUGAGGGCACAGGGUUUGGUGGCGACCGCUGUGAUAGAUGGCCAAUAACCAGUAUCUUUGAGGACGGACACUAUAUUCUGUAUAACUACUUGCUCCAACAGAGAACACACAAUAACGAUUUUUCAGUCCGCUUUCGUACCUCCCAGGAUAACGCUAUUCUUUUCCAAACCCACUCCACUCGCGGGCAGGACGAGUACAUCCGGGCAGUUCUAGAAAAUGGCCGCAUUAAAGUCACUGUCAGAAUUGAUGGAGUAGAUCAACAAAUUUUAGCUCCAUUUGUUUACUAUGUUGGAGAGAAUUUGAAUGAUAACCAUUGGCAUACCUUCAAUCUUCGCCGUUACGGUAAUCUCUUGAAGAUGUGGGUGGACAACCUGGCUCACAAAGAAGAAACUUUAAAGGGAGAGAACUUCUACAUUCAUUACGACGACGUGUAUUAUGGUUCCUUGGCUAACCUGUACCCUAAUCUUAACAUCCCCUCGUUCUCGGGCUCCAUGCAUAAUGUAUACAUCGAUAGUGUGGAUAUAUUUGACGAACUGAAGCAGCACUCUGGUGGACACUGGCCCAUAUUCAUCCACACUGAGAAGGAAUACAAUAAUUAUCACUUCCGGCCCGUUACCUUUGUUACUAGUGACGUGUAUGCAGAUUUAGCCCCUCUACAUGCCUCACGAAGGAUGCACUUAACCUUCAAUUUUAAAACAGGAGAAAAAGAUGGUAUUUUGCUUUUCACAAGAGGAGGUGGGAAGCAGUUCAUUGGUGUGCAGCUGAUAGGUGGACAGUUAUACGUCAAAUUCCACAAUGGCAUUCGACAAAGUGCGCCACAUUUAGUACCCACUCCUAUGCUUAACAAUAACCAAUGGCAUGUCUUUGUUCUGAGAGAACGCACGCGCGGUGAGCAGCGUCAAUUCGAAGUUUCCGUUGACAAUCUUGCGCCAAUUGUCAUCAACCUUGGAACGAACCAGUUAGUGCUGACGGGCCGACUGUAUAUUGGAGGUAUCUCCGCUAAUGAGUAUCUGGACUCGUUUGUCCGGGAAGUCCUUCAGUCCAACCAUGGUUUCAUCGGCUGUAUGUCGUCAGUGGAGCUGAACGGACAUACUCCGGAACUCAUGAAAUACGCCAGUAAUAUCAAUCACGUCAUUACAGGCUGCGAAGCAAUAACUCCCUGCCCGUUGGAUGCCUGUUUACACGGAGGUAUUUGUAUUCCUGGGAUCGUGGGUUUCACAUGCAACUGUCAAACCACUGCGUACUGGGGACUCGACUGUGGUGACUAUCCGAAUGGUACCAUUUUUGGAUCGGCUGACAACAAACAUGGUGGCCUGAUUAUGUACACAUUCGAUGAUCUCCAAGUAUCUAACUCUGACGAAAUUGUCUUUGGGUUCAUGACAUUCUAUGAAAACGGCUUGUUAUACAAAGCAGAAAGCAGACUAGGAAAUGAAUACAUCGAUAUAAGACUGGAAAAUGGUUUUAUCAUAGCUGAAUACGACACUGGCAGUGGUAAGGAAACAUUAAGGAUUGAUUCAAAGACGUACAAUGACGGCAAAUACCACGUUGUCAAGUUCAAACGGACCGGGGAGCGCGCGGACCUGAUAGUAGACAGUCUCAGUGCCUAUAAUAUACACCAAACUUCUCAUUCCGCAUUCGAUGAAAUGCACAAAGUUUUCAUUGGUGGACACACUGAUUCGGCUCAUUCUACCAUCCUUGAUGGCUUCAAUGGCAUUAUCGGAGGUGCCUACUGGAACAAGUACCGUUUUAUAGACCUUGCUCACCACAAUGAUGCCAGAAUCAACAUUGUUGGAGAUUACGCAGUUCUUAUCGAUAAGCAUGGUUAUCAUCUGCAUACACCAGUUAUUCCUACUCGGCCACCUGUUCCUCCUAUUGGCCCUGGACCACACAUUGUUCCAGAUCAUAUUGGAGGCUCUGGUUCACUGGGACCAGGAGCCUCUGGAAUCGGAGGUGGAAUUGAUGUGAUCCACUAUGAAAAGAUAGGUGGUAUAUCGGGUGGUUUUGGUACAAACCCUGGUCUGACUGGCAAUCUAAACCCUCUCCCACAGACUGCUGGGGGUGGUCCCGCUGUUGUUCCUCCUCCAUCCGGUGGCGGUGUCCGAGCAGGUGCUGCAAUGGGAACACUUCUUGGUACAAUGGCAUUCCUGGCAAGCUUGAUGUGGGCUUUCUGGAGAUUGAAGCCAGGUGUUAUUACGUGUCCAGGUGGCGGAGGUGGUGGUCCUCCACCAGCGACCAUCUCUCCCCCUACCGCGACCAAUCUCCCAGUCGUCAAGGCAAUGGCUGGAACAGCCGAGGGAAGUGGUGCUGGAUCAGGUGCAGGAGGUGGAACUAAGAUUACCGUGGUCAAUGGAUCAGCAGGCGCCGGUGGAGGUGGAGGAGGUGGUGGGGGAUAUUCUUCCUAUUACACUUCCUCCACGACUACAGCCACGGCAGGCGGCGGCGGUGGUGGUGGUGGUGGUGUUGUUGGAGACGUAUUUGAUUCUGCUACUCUUAGAGCUACGGGUACGUUCUCGAACAAAGGAACCAUUAUUGGUACUCCAAAGGCUACACGAGCAUACUUAGGAUCCGCGUCGUCGGCAGGCAGUGGUGGUGGUGGUGGCGUUGGGGGUGGUACCUCAUCGUACCUCUACCAGAAGGAGAGCACAACGUACAAGUCCGGUGGUGGCGGUGGUGGUGGUGGCAGCGGUUACAACAUGGCGUAUGGUGAGUCCACCACAGCAGAUUACGACAUGGCCACUCCCGCUAACUACACGAGCAACACCCUCUCGUCCUCCAUGGGAAGUGGUUUAGGUGGCGCUACUGUAGGUGGUAGUAAUACCAUGAGCAAGAAUGGCUACAAUACCAUGACAUCUUCUUACAGCUAUCAGACAUCUUCACUUCAUCAGAAACGAUACCUUGUCCAGAACGUCCGUACAAUGAUGGCCAACCAGGCCGGGAAUCAAAUGGUUCAAUAUAGCGGAACUUCUAGCGGCGCUGUGACGCCUGGUGCUGCCGGGGAUGAAGUGCGUGUAGACUGUUGUCUAAUGGCGACGGAUGGUAGGAGUGUCGUGACUGGGUCUAGUCUGGGACCACCCCAAGUCUGGGACAUGCAGAAUGGUGAAUUACUGCGCAUCAUGAAAGGCGAUACUGUAGGCUCCACAAACCUUCACCUAGCCUGCAAUGACCGUCUGCUGGUCGGUGCGGUUCAUGCAGAUAUAGAAGUUAACGAAUACUCAACUAGAAAGGGUGUCGCCAAUAAAAAAUUACAGAUUUGGGACUACACCACCGGUAAACCUUUAGAGAUGGGUACAGAGGAGACGUGUUCUGCGCUAUGUGUAAUGUCAGAUCCAGACAAAGUCGUAUUCGCUAGAUCUGAAAAGUUCGGCAAUGCUACACAUAUAAUAGUCUGGGACUUGUUAGGAAAUCAAGCACUAAAGGAGGUGAAAUAUGACGCACCUGUAGGAAACAAUGACUAUGUAAAUUUCUUAAAACUUUCUCACAAUGACAGGUACUGUGUAUUAGGAUUUACCAAUUCAUUUGACAAUCACGCAGAAUUUGUAGUAUUUGACAUGAAUCAAACCCAGCAUGAAGUCACAGAUCCGUGUUUGUUGAGGCUUGAUGCAAACACAGACUGUACGGUGAUUUUGCCUCGAGAUGAGGCUGUGACAGGAUUACGCAAUGGUGACCUAGUGGUUUGGAGUCUGCGCACAGGCCAGCCUAGCCGACAACUGCUUUCGGGUACCGGUGUGCAUGCACACAAUAAAGAAGUGAAGGCGGUCGUUCUUUCGGACGAUAACCGUUACUUGGUAUCGGCGUCAGCAGACGGUACCUUGAAGGUGUGGGAUAUGCAGACAGAGAGACAGAUUAGCACUCUCAGAGGUCACAAAGACGAGGUUUGGUGUGUGGCUAUUUCUCCCGACAACGAAAUCGUUGUAUCCGGUGGUAAAGAUGCUUCGAUCCGCCUGUGGAGAAUGAAGAACGGAAGUGAAAUAUGUGCGUUUUCCACCGCUGUCGACGUCUUCUACGUCACGAUGAGCCACGACAAGGGAACUAUUGUUGCUCUGGGAGACAAAUUUGGUGCCAGAAAAUUGAUCAUGUUGCAAGUUGUGCGGACAAAAAUCCGCAGAACGGUCACAACCUAGAUAAAAAGACUGGUUUUACGGUUAUAAACUGUAUGAUCACAAUAAUUUACUUAUCAGAAUACGGUAUUAUUUAUUAAUGUUAUAAAUGUUUGCAUAAUGCUGUUGUGACAUAUUUCUGAAAUGGUUCACUAUGAAUUAGAUAUCACUUUAUAAUACUAGUUUUCGACGCUUUUGCCAGAUUCUUCUUGCCAAAUAUCAAUGGUAUAAUCAAAAUCUCUCACUGCCUCCGCAAUGUACAACAAAAUUUUCAACACUUUGUUUUGGCUAGUUUUUAUUGUGAAGAAAAGUACGAAAUCCAUUGAUGUUAUGUUAGUGAUGUAAAACCAUGACACCGCCUUGUUUAAAGUGAAUAGCGUGGAUGAUAUAUAAAAUACUCAUAUUCAGAUUGUAUGAGUUUUGAUAAUUGAAUGUGUUUUAUGGAAUGCUUAUUUAUUUUUGCUUGAGAAACAUAUAAUAAAUGUUUUAUAAAGUUUUAA